AUGAAGUACGCCGUUGCUACCAUUGCCGCCCUGGCCAGCCUGUUCAGCCAAACCCUCGCCUUGAAAAGCACCGGAGUCUACGAGAUCCAAUCCGCACGCUCUGGAGAUGUUUGGGGGAUCCAACAAGCAAUCGGUCUCAAACAUCAGGUUGAGCUGGUACACCCAGAAGGCAAAAAAGCUGAGCACUGGCGUCUAGUCGCUUCCGGUCCCGACUUCUUUAUACAAAACAUCUACACCGAGGGGAUGCUUGCAUGCGACCAUCAGUGCAAAGUGGACACGCUUGGAAACGAUGCGCAGCUUUUCGGAGUCAUCCAGAAUAAUGAUGACACCUUCACCUUCCACCCCUCGGGAACCCCGCUAGUGGUAGCAGCUGGGGAGGGAGCUGACUUGGAGGCCCAACAUUCGGAUCCAUCAGUCGAUGCGGCCUUCCUUCUUCGUCCAAUCGACAGCGAGUGUGAGUCACUAUAA
Messenger RNA from Penicillium verrucosum, 468 nucleotides. RefSeq lists its product as uncharacterized. The transcript has a single exon. NCBI's taxonomy places the organism in Eukaryota, Fungi, Ascomycota, Eurotiomycetes, Eurotiales, Aspergillaceae. The coding region runs from base 1 to 468 and encodes 155 amino acids. The record is from RefSeq and is a predicted model, not a curated record.